Molecule: messenger RNA, 2567 nt
Organism: Centrocercus urophasianus (Greater sage-grouse)
Lineage: Eukaryota; Metazoa; Chordata; Aves; Galliformes; Phasianidae
Gene: TMEM154
Product: transmembrane protein 154
Exons: 6
Coding region: 78-665 (195 amino acids)
Source: RefSeq, a predicted model, not a curated record
AGAGGCACCGGGGGCAGGAAACAGGAAAUGUAAAUGCUCUGCCGAAGCCUGCAGAGAGCCGCGCAGGCCGAGGCAGCAUGCGGGUGCCCGGCUGGGUGCCUCUGCUCAGCACCUUGCUCCUGGUCCGGCAGGGCUCAGCCCAAGACGGCUCUGAAAACAACGAGGAUGGCUCAGGAUACAGAACAGCAGCAUUCCCCCCUGCUACAGUGCCACCUCCUUCCUCUGUACCUCCCCUGUCCCCUACCCCUAUGAGCAGCCCCCAGCCAGCACUGGUUUCUGCAGGGCCCACCGAAGGCAGCCUGGAAAUAGAAAGUACACCCAGCCCUGAACUGAGCGACACAAGCAGUAACGGGAGUCUAGAGACGGAAGAGCCAUCUGUCCUAGUGUACGCUGUGCCCGCAGCGGUGCUGGCCCUGCUGGUCUUACUGGUCAUCAUUUUUAUAAUAGUCCAUAACCGGAAAAAGUCUAAGCAAGAUGAGCUGGGGAGUGAAAACGUGAAAAGCCCUAUUUUCGAAGAGGACACACCCUCUGUUAUGGAGAUAGAAAUGGAAGAGCUCGAUAAGUGGAUGAAUAGCAUGAACAAAAAUGCUGAUUGUGAAUGUCUGCCUACUGUAAGAGAAGAAGAAAAAGAAUCAGUGGCCAAUCCAAGUGAUGGUGAAUCAUGAAGCUGCACCAGCAGAGAUCUCCUCAAAGGGAGCAGCACACAAGCUAACAGAGCCCAGAUUGUGGACAAACUGGAUUUAAACAACUCACCACAAAAGACUGGAGAAGCAAAUGCUUCUGUUGCAUACUUCUACUUACGAUCUUCAGAAGAGAAAUAUAAUCAAUUGGAAAAAUAAAGGAACAGUGCGGCAGUAAGACUAAGAAGCUCACUUAAUGCCCAAAGCAGCAAGAUUCAGCACUGGUCAUGAAAAGCUUCCUUUCCCUGCUGAAGUUUUGUAGAAGCUGUCCUUGCUUCCAUGCAGCUCUCCAGUUCUGCAUAGUGCAGCCAGUAAAAACCACAUACACUCCAAGUUGAGCAGGCUGUUUUAUCUCUGGUUUGUUUUUAUAUACGUACAUGAACAAUACCCACAAUUCUGGAUUGCACUGGUGGAAGUGGGUUUGAUUCAGGCUGCUGAUGCUACAUCCAAGCUACAUUCGUCUCCCAAUUUGCUUUUUGGUAAUGGUGCAUGGAUUUGCACAGGAAUUCUGCUAGUGCAGAACAAGAGCAGGACUGACAAACAGCAGCCAAAGGAUCCACCAGAAAGCAGCUUGAAGCCCAGCAAGUUUUGGUCUUCAAAUUAAGGACACUGUACACGUGAAAAAAAUUGAGGUUGCCUGACAGUUAACUGCAGGUGAGCACCUUGCUAAGUCUCACCACCCAGCCCUCCACCCCACGCUGUGCAGCUCAUCAGAUCAGCCUGCUAUAGACACACUCAGCUUGGAAACACUUCUUUUCAUCAAAGUAGACCGGAAAACUGAAAAAUUCAUUACUAAACCAAACAUUCGGUAGAUUGUUCCUAACAAAGGUCCAAGGUUUUCAGGUGCAAUAAGAUUUCAGCUUUGUAUUUUUGAAUAUUGAACUUGGAACACCUGAAAGACAUUGGCUUCUUAACAUACCUGCUCUCCUUCCUUCAGUGACAUUGGAAAGUCAGACUGCUGAGACACCUUGGGUUUGGAAGAUAAAUAUGGUAUCACACCCAUCGAUUUUAGACAGCACGUCUUCCACAGAUGUGAUUUAAAUACACAACACAUCUGACUGGAUGCUUGUUUAUGCAAAGCUUCCCCCCCACCGUAUUUAAAGCUUUCAUCUCACCAUGCUUUAGAUCCUGCCCUAUCACAUUCUACUUACAUUGUAUUUGAAUGUUCUUCUCACUCAAUAGAUGUUUUAUAUCAUCAGUUUCAAUUUGCCUGCACAUAUUUCAGUAACAUGUUUUCAUACUACCUUGGUUUAAGGGACCAAGUCAGGAAAACCACCAGGCACCUGGGAGGAGAGUUAAUGCUCACUAACAGCUCACAGAGGAGGGCUCAACUUCGUGAAUAAGAAAGUGUCAACGCAUUUAAAGCUAACAAUUACCCUGGUUUUAUUCGCUACUGAAUACCAGUUAACUAGUGAUUUCCUCAAAGAGGAAAUAUUUCUUCACUGUGCCAAAAUAAUUUAUUGCAAAUACUGAAUUUCAUGAGUUAUACUAAAUUACUAUUCCCUAUUUGGAUGAUUUGUAAUUUAAAACAACAAGAAAAAAACAAACGUUGUGAAAGAGUGUGAAACAUUUUCUCAAAUAUUUCCACAAGUUCCUGACAGUGAAAAAUCACUCCCUAGAUAUACCUAAUUAAAAUAAUAUAAUCACAGGGGAAAGUGGAAGAUUGAGAUAAUGGCAAUCGAAAAGUGGAAGGGGAUGUUUUCCAGAAGCAGCUUUGCUAGCAACUUCUUUUCCAGUAGGACAAAGAUGCUAUGCUAAGGCUUUCUGCUGUUUGUAAAGCAGUAACCAGAAGAUGUCCAAAAGUGAGAAUGUUCCCUUUCAGGGCUUAGGGGGAAAAAAAAAACAACGAAAAAAACCCCAAGAAAUAAAUGACUAAUGUUUCUUUGA